This is a messenger RNA of Protopolystoma xenopodis, 483 nucleotides long. The record is from the annotation of a GenBank genome assembly. NCBI's taxonomy places the organism in Eukaryota, Metazoa, Platyhelminthes, Monogenea, Polystomatidea, Polystomatidae.
AUGUCAGGCGACGCUGUGCCCAUCGCACAACUUCCAAUUACUCAUCUGGUUGAAAUCGCCAAACAAUACAAGCAAAAAAUAGAUUUUCUUUCGACUUCAAUCAAACAACUUAAACUAUUGCAAAACCAAUUCUCUUCGUCUAAGGACUGCCUAAAAACCUUUCAGCCAGAAAACAAAGAUAGUGAAAUUCUUGUUCCCUUGACUUCGACGCUUUGCGUCCCUGGGCAUUUGAAAGAUGUAGAUAAUGUCAUGAUAGAUAUCGGGACAGGCUAUUUUGUCGAAAUGGUUAGUCUCAAUAAAUUUACAUUCCAGUCUAUUGAUCAAGCAAAUAGCCACUUCAAGCGGCGAAUGGAACACCUAGACAAGCAGGUGGAGAAGAUUGCUCCUAUUUUAGAACAAAGUAUCCAGAUCCAUAGAUCUGUUUCACUUGUGUUGAGAGAAAAGGAGACUGCUGAAUCUAAGUCAUCCUCUGGAACAGAUUGA